UAAUUACCAAACACCCACAAUAACUAUACUCCAGCUGAUUUUACAUGCCUUUUUUGGAGUAUUUAUUAAAAUGUGUGUGUGGAUUUAUCCUCCUUAGUUUGUGUGGCGUUGAAGCAAUAGCAAUCAAACUCUAUCCUCUUUGGAUCCUACACGGCGAUAGAUCGAACCUAAGCAUGUCACUCUCAGCUCGACCGUCAUGGGAAUCUCCGCCACCCUCCUCCCCUCUUCUCUCCUCCUUCCCCACCACCCAAAACAAAACGCCACCGCCACCCACCUCCACCUUACCCGCCGUUCCCUCCUCUUCCUCUCCACCACCCUGGGCGGCUUCUCUCUCCCAGCGCCACUCUCCUACUCCUCCCCCUCCCCCUCGCCGGACACUACCAUCACCGACAGAGUGUUCCUAGACUUGAGCAUCUGCCCGACCUACUUCGUGAACCGAACCCUGGGCGACGACCUGGCCCUCUGCGCCGACGCCGAGCCUGUGGGGCGGCUAGUCCUGGGCCUAUAUGGCAACCUCGUACCCAUCACCGUCUCCAACUUCAAGGCCAUGUGCACAGGCUCCUCCGGGUCCAGCUACAAGGGCACUUUGGUACAGAAAAUAUUCCCGGGGCAGUUCUUCCUGGCUGGAAGGCAAGGGCGGCGGGACAAAGGGGAAGUGAAGCCCCCUACGAAACUGGUUAGGAACACGGAGACGGUGGAAUCAAAGGCGUUCUUGUUGGAACAUUCGAGACCGGGGACAUUGUCGUUGUGCUUGUCGGAGAAUGACGACGACAAUGACGUAAAGCUGGAUCCGGAUUAUCAUAACGUGGAGUUCUUGAUCACCACUGGACCUGGACCCUGCCCUCAGCUUGAUAGCAAAAACAUCGUGUUUGGAACCGUGGUUGAAGGAAUGGAUGUGGUUGGAAGGAUCGCAGGCAUUCCGACAUAUAAGCCGUCAGAAAGAAUACGGCAAUACAAUGGAAUAGCAGAAUUUCUAGGAGAUGGGAGAGCCAAAAACGCGAGGGCAAUAUGGAACAAACCUCUCAACACUCUGUAUAUCAGUGAUUGCGGACAACUUAAGCUUCCCACUCCUCCUCUUUCCCCCACACUACCUUAAUUAAUUACCUACACAUUAAUUAUUGGUGGGUAUAUAGUACAGUGAACCCAGGCCAAUAAAAUGCAAGAAUCCAUUCCAUUUCAUUUGAGCGAGCUGAGGCAUGCAUAUAUGUUAGUUUUUGUAAUAACAUUACAAUACCAUCGUCUAUAUAAAUAACAUCACCUGCCUGCAUGUAUUUCUUCUGA
Ipomoea triloba (trilobed morning glory) is the source of this 1281-nucleotide messenger RNA. Its product is annotated as peptidyl-prolyl cis-trans isomerase CYP28, chloroplastic. Gene Ontology annotation, cellular component: chloroplast. Gene Ontology annotation, biological process: protein peptidyl-prolyl isomerization. Gene Ontology annotation, molecular function: peptidyl-prolyl cis-trans isomerase activity. The record is from RefSeq and is a predicted model, not a curated record. NCBI's taxonomy places the organism in Eukaryota, Viridiplantae, Streptophyta, Magnoliopsida, Solanales, Convolvulaceae. The transcript has 2 exons. Bases 197 to 1096 code for a protein of 299 amino acids.